ACAAGGUCCUGAGUUCGAUCCCUGGGCCAAAAAAAAGAAUUUGCUACAGAGGAACUUAGUUUUAUCCUUAACCUAGGGUAUCUUUCUGUAAUUGGACAUAAUCUUAUAUAUUAAUUUUCAGUAGACUUAGCAAUUUUCACUAGUUACUUUUAAACACACUUUUUUAAAACCUCUGUAGAAGUUUGCAUCAAGACAAAGAACUCAAGUAUUGUAUUACCGGAAGUGAUUGAAAUUCUUUUUAUGUACUUUUGUAAUAAACUCCAUUUAAAAAUAGGUGAUAUUUUAGCUGGUGUGGUUGUGUGGACAGUAACACUUACUUGCCAUUCUGGAAAAUUAGACUUUCAGGGGGAAAUAAACUGUAGUCAUUGAGUCUUUUAACUUUUGUUUUGAAAUACAACCCCACACUCAGGUGGUGGAGAAAUUUUGGAGGCCUUAGGUACCAUCCACUCUAGGUGUGCCAGUCUGUUGUCCACAUACACGUUGGUAAAGGAGCUCAGGUGUAGGAUUCUGUGAGGUCCAGCAUGCCUGUCCAGAUGCAGGGUCCCUUGCCCCAGAGCACCCUUUAUGGCCUGCCCGCUCAUCUUCAUCUUCCCAUGGCACAGUUGCCAUGAAUGGCAUCAUGUGACAUGUGGCUCUGGAGACUGGCUUUUCCCAACUGAAAGGGAUUGUUUACAGUUUGGGACUGUUACACAUGGAGUGCUGUGAACGUUCUCAUGUGUAUUCUCAUGAUCCUUGGCUUUCAUUUCUUUGGGAUAAAGUCCCAGGACGUUACUUAAAUGUAAGGGUGUAGCAUAUAUGGGAGGUGAGAUCUGUGACACUGAAUUGGCACUUUCUGCUGCUGUGGUGGGCCUAGAGGAUGUCAGAAAGUACCUGGGAGAGUGCACAGGACCAGUGUGAACCUUGGAUGUGCUGGACGUGCCUGUUGUACCUUUGAGGACGCUGCUGGUAAAGGAGUAGAGCCUCCUUUGCCCUAGGCACAUUUCUGGAAUGCAGCUUUUCAGUGGGCUGCCCACAGUAAGUAUCAGGACUUUGUUGCAGGAGGGAAGAGACCAAAUGUGGGGUGGCUGUCCUGCUGGCCAGGGUCCCACGGUGAGGGCUUCAGAAAGUAGGCAGCAUCAUUGAUUCGGUCCUGCAGACCUCCAGUGUGCUCUGCAGCCUGUGUUCCGUGCUUCACUGUGAGGUCCUUCCUCUCAGGCCCAAGGCAGAAAUUCUUGGGGUGGAGUUUCAGCAUGGCACCUUAAGAUACAUUUCUGUGGUUUUAUUCAUUUAUAUGUUGAUAGAAGAAUUGUGUUAGAUCUUAGAGCUUUGUCAUCUGUAAUAUAAAGGCGCAGAGCUGUCUCAGGAUCACAUCUUUGCCCAUCAGCACUGUUGUGCCUUUGUUUUCUCUGAGGCAUGGAGACUGUCCUGGGUCACUGUCUGUGAGGAGUGUGGAGAUGUGCUAAAGGUUUCUUCCUCUGUUUUCACAGGGCACAAUGUUUGCACGAGGACUAAAGAGGAAAUGUGUUGACCAGGAGGAAGAUGGGGAUGAUGCACUGGCUGGCUUUGGCACCAUCCCUUCCUAUAGCCUGCAGCGGCAGUCGCUCUUGGACAUGUCUCUGGUCAAGCUCCAGCUCUGCCACAUGUUGGUGGAGCCCAACCUCUGCCGCUCAGUCCUCAUCGCCAACACGGUUCGGCAGAUCCAGGAGGAGAUGACCCGGGAUGGCUUGGGGCGUGGGGCAGGACCCCAGAGCACUGGGCGGGCACCACUCGACCGCCUGGUAUCCACAGAGAUCCUGUGUCGCACAGUGAGGACACCGGAAGCCGGGUGCCCUGUUCCUGACCUGGGAGGCAGCUCUUUGCAGGGCACACCGCCUGAACUUUGCACAGUCGAAUCAGCAGAGCUGCCGAGGAGCCCUCAGAGCAACCUUUGGGAAAUGGACAGCCCUCGGGAAAACAGAGGGAGUUUUCAGAAGUCACUGGAUCAGAUAUUUGAGACCCUGGAGCAUAAAAGCCCCAGCUCUAUGGAGGAGCUGUUCUCAGACAUGGACAGUUCCUACUAUGACCUGGACACCAUGCUGACAGGAAUGAUGACUGGCACCAAGCCAGGCCUCUGUGACGGGCUUGAGGGCUUUGCUGCAGCUGCCCCAGCUUCUGGCUCCAGCUGCAAGUCUGACCUGGCUGAGCUGGACCACGUGGUGGAGAUCCUGGUGGAGACCUGAGACAGGCCUCCGACAAGACUGGAGCUCCUGAGAGCUUCUCAGUGUCAGAGACAGGGGGACUUGUUCCUAUACAAGGAGUUAUCACUGCCUGUGCCCAGCGCAGUUGCCUGCAGGUUCUGAGAAUAUUCUGGGACAGAUGGCCCUUGGUGAAGAUUGCAGUUCUCAGGCCUGUCCUCCCUUCUCAAGAAGUCUGUCAUGCCAGGAUGGAGUGCUUUGAAGUCUCAGCCUGGGCCAGGUGACACCUCACAGCUCUGGGCCUCUCCUUUCUGUCUGGGCUGCUGCCGUGGAAGACAGCAAGUCCACAAGCUGCAUCCGACCUCGUUUAACUUUAGAUAGGUGAACUUUUUUAAAUUAAGUUUUACAUGCUUUGGACACUAUUUUUGUCUUUAAGAUAUAUUUUUUAAAUUUUUAUACUUUACCCCUUUAAGUUUGUUCCAAUAUUUUCUUAAAGUAUAUUUUUUCUAUGAAACAUCCUUUGCUGCUACAUUGGAAACUUUUAUAGCCUGAAUAGUUGCAGUUGGUGUGUUUCGUUUUUUUAAGGUUUGCAUAGGAGAUUUAUUUUCUAAAUGAGAUCCUCCGUACUCUAAGGAAGUGCAACAUAUCAUGGUUUUCUUUAGCUUUAUGCAUGACCUUCCUUCCUCACCUUCUGGGCUGUUACAGUGGAGCCAUAUCUUGGCAAAGCUCAGUUACAUUGAGGGCCACGCAUAGCUAAGAUACAUUUGUCACUAGAUCUACCCUGAGCCACAACCACCAAGACUUCUGUGUAAGGAAGAUUUUUACUUAGGCCUAUUUAUAUGGAAAUCCUCUGAAAGCAAGGGUCAAAUAUUUGUAUAGAAAUCACAGGUACUAGCUGCACUCCAGAGACCAUGGGUCUCAGGGGUACCUUCCACUGGGUUGUGUGGGCAGGACCCUUGGGUCUGGUUCUUGUGUGUCUUACCCGGGGUACCUGUGUUCCUUGAAGUACACGCAGCCAACUCCAUGUGCCAGGGCACUAUGAGUAUGGAAAAGGUGUGUUCCUGUGUGUUGUGGGGUUGGAAAAUGCUUAUACUUGCUCUGUUAAAUUGGUUCUGGGACAACAUUUUAAGGUUACAUUGACAUCUAGGGUGAAGGAAAUCUAAUUUCUGGCCACUCAAUCCUGAGGGUCAGUGUGGUGCUGCUUCAGGUGAGCUGGGUUGGCCUGGCCCCUUCCAGUCCUCAGUGGCUUACAAGUCUGACUCCUCCAGACCCACACCCACUCAUGUUUCCUGUUUGUCAUGUGCUUUUUUCUGACUUCUCCUUUGAGCCUAAAACGUUUGUUUUCUUUUGUGCAUAAGACCAUUCUUUAAUGUUGGUGAUGUAAACUUCACUUUAUUAAAAAUUUACCCAACAAACAAAAUGGAAAUAUGUUGUG
Molecule: messenger RNA, 3588 nt
Organism: Fukomys damarensis (Damara mole-rat)
Lineage: Eukaryota; Metazoa; Chordata; Mammalia; Rodentia; Bathyergidae
Gene: Cdca4
Product: cell division cycle associated 4
Exons: 1
Coding region: 1473-2198 (241 amino acids)
Cellular component (GO): nucleus
Molecular function (GO): transcription regulator activity
Source: RefSeq, a predicted model, not a curated record